Messenger RNA from Psilocybe cubensis, 858 nucleotides. RefSeq lists its product as uncharacterized. The transcript has 5 exons. The record is from RefSeq and is a predicted model, not a curated record. The coding region runs from base 1 to 858 and encodes 285 amino acids. Gene Ontology annotation, cellular component: nuclear exosome (RNase complex); cytoplasmic exosome (RNase complex). Gene Ontology annotation, biological process: nuclear polyadenylation-dependent mRNA catabolic process; exonucleolytic trimming to generate mature 3'-end of 5.8S rRNA from tricistronic rRNA transcript (SSU-rRNA, 5.8S rRNA, LSU-rRNA); U1 snRNA 3'-end processing. NCBI's taxonomy places the organism in Eukaryota, Fungi, Basidiomycota, Agaricomycetes, Agaricales, Agrocybaceae.
AUGAGGCCUCCAUCACCAUCGAUACCUGAAAAAGAGUUCCUCUUCAGCGCGCUGAAAGAGUCUCUUAGAAUAGAUGGCCGCCUCCCGCUCGAAAUGCGCACUCCGAACCUGACGUUUGGCUCAGAGCUUGGUUGGGUCGAGUGUGCCCUUGGUAAAACACGGGUGCUCGCGCAGAUCGAUGCAAAAAUGGUGAAACCUCUUCCAGAACGCCCAUUCGAAGGGAUCUUGACGAUACACUCGGAGAUCUCACCUAUGGCAUCGAGCGAAUAUGAACCAGGCCGGCCUUCGGAUGAAGAAGUUACAAUUACACGAAUGCUCGACAAAGUUCUCAGGCGAAGUGAUGCCCUAGAUAAAGAAUCUCUUUGUAUCCUCGCCGGCCAACGGGUCUGGCACAUCAGACUGACACUGCACUUCUUGGCAGACUCCGGGAACCUCCUCGACUGCGCUUGCCUCGCAGGUAUUGUCGCUCUAAAACACUUCCGACGCCCAGACGUUGAAGUCGUAGGUGACGAAGUUACCGUUCACCGACCUACGGAACGCGCCCCCGUCCCACUCGCGAUCCACCACACGCCCUUCUGCUUCACGUUUGCCUUCUUCCCUGAAUCUUCUUCUUCUUCUACACCGCCCGUUCUCGAUCCAUCUCAGCUAGAACAGAGGCUCAGCGCGGGACUCGUCUCCAUCGCACUCAACGCACAAAAAGAAAUCUGUGUUCUCCAAAAGUUGGGUGGUGUACCCCUUGGUACGGACGACAUCCUCAGACUGGUGGAAGUUGCGGUACAGAAAGCAAGGGAGACGCAUGAAUUUGUGGAGGCGAGAUUGAGGGAGGAUUGGUUGGGGAGAAAGGUUGAAGUUCGGUGA